UCCACACUUUGGACACACCAAAAGACGCACACAAGAGAAAAACCUUAUAAAUGUAACGAUUGUGAGAAAUGUUUUGCUCUAAAGAAAAGUCUUUUUCUACAUCAGAUAAUCCACACAGGGGAGAAACCCUAUCAGUGCAUCGAGUGUGGAAAUUUUUUUCGUUCAAUAUCAAACCUCGGAAAGCAUAAGAAAAUUCAUAGAGGGGAAAAAAAAUACAAAUGUUUAGACUGUGGGAGAGCAUUUAUUAAUUCAUCUCAUCUUAGAAGUCACUGGCAAGUCCAUAUAGGAGAGAAGCCCCAUAAAUGCUCAGAGUGCGAUAAAUGUUUUUCUAGGAGAUAUAGCCUUUUGUUACAUCAGAGAACACACAGUGGAGAGAAACCAUAUAAAUGUCCGGAGUGUGGAAGAUGUUACGCCCAAAGAACAAGCCUAACUCGACAUAAGAGACUUCACACCGGAGACAGGCCCUAUCAGUGCCCAGAAUGUGACAAGCGAUUUCUGGUGUCUGCUGAACUCCGGAUACAUCAGAGAAUCCACACAGGAGAG
Protobothrops mucrosquamatus (brown spotted pit viper) is the source of this 543-nucleotide messenger RNA. RefSeq names its product zinc finger protein 572-like. The record is from RefSeq and is a predicted model, not a curated record. Lineage: Eukaryota; Metazoa; Chordata; Lepidosauria; Squamata; Viperidae. The transcript has a single exon. Gene Ontology annotation, molecular function: RNA polymerase II cis-regulatory region sequence-specific DNA binding; DNA-binding transcription factor activity, RNA polymerase II-specific. The annotation marks the transcript as partial. Gene Ontology annotation, biological process: regulation of transcription by RNA polymerase II.